Clupea harengus (Atlantic herring) is the source of this 1197-nucleotide messenger RNA. It is a transcript of the gene pafah1b1b, whose product is annotated as lissencephaly-1 homolog A. The record is from RefSeq and is a predicted model, not a curated record. Gene Ontology annotation, molecular function: protein binding. Bases 502 to 1197 code for a protein of 231 amino acids. The transcript is spliced from 7 exons. NCBI's taxonomy places the organism in Eukaryota, Metazoa, Chordata, Actinopteri, Clupeiformes, Clupeidae.
GUUCGGGUACGAUUGCGGUACAGAAACAUAGGAGGAGAAACAACAUUGACCUCACCGGGUAGUAUUGGUUUGUCGGAAGUGACUCGUCCUGUUAAGAAGCUUUUAUAUUUUACAGUUCACUUACUGAUGGUCACUAUUUUAUGACACCUGGGUUUGCAAAUAAGAUGAAAGGAAGAUCCUGCUGUUGAAUCUUGGCCCCAGUCACCUGCGAGCAUCACUUGGUCUCAACAUUUGGGGACUUUCCAUAAACCAUCCCUCUCCUAGGAGUGUGUCGCCAGUGCUGGCUUCCGUACAUCUCGGCCUUCACACUAGAGAACCAGCGGGACACUCACACACAAACAGACACACACACACACACACACACACUCCUGAAAGGAGCUGAGCUGAGUGCCGUGUAGUGGCAAACACACACGUGCACACACACACACACACACACACACACAAACACACCCCUGCAACAAACGGCUGCAGCAGAGGCAGCACCCCAACCCUGCAGCCACCAUGGUGCUGUCGCAGAGACAACGUGAUGAACUAAAUCGAGCGAUAGCUGAUUACCUCCGGUCCAACGGCCUUGAAGAAGCAUACUCAGUUUUUAAGAAAGAGGCAGAGCUAGAUAUGAAUGAAGAAUUAGAUAAGAAAUAUGCAGGCCUUUUGGAAAAGAAAUGGACCUCCGUCAUCAGAUUACAAAAAAAAGUUAUGGAACUGGAGUCCAAGCUGAGCGAGGCAAAGGAAGAGAUCACCCUAGGAGGUCCCAUCGCGCAGAAGAGGGACCCCAAAGAGUGGAUCCCUCGGCCCCCGGAGAAGUACGCCCUGAGUGGCCACAGGAGCCCCGUCACACGCGUAAUAUUCCACCCACUCUUCAGUGUCAUGGUGUCCGCCUCAGAAGAUGCCACUAUUAAGGUGUGGGACUAUGAGGCAGGAGACUUUGAGCGCACCCUGAAAGGCCACACAGACUCUGUGCAGGACAUCUCCUUCGACCAAUCGGGAAAGCUGCUGGCCUCGUGCUCCGCAGACAUGACCAUCAAGCUCUGGGACUUCCAGGGCUUCGAGUGCAUCAGGACCAUGCAUGGCCAUGACCACAACGUGUCGUCAGUCGCCAUCAUGCCCAAUGGUGAUACAAUAAUCUCUGCACGCCAGAGACACAUGACCAAUGAAGACUGUGGGACGAGGUGGCCACUGGGCCUACGUUAUACAUAA